Molecule: messenger RNA, 837 nt
Organism: Macrosiphum euphorbiae (potato aphid)
Lineage: Eukaryota; Metazoa; Arthropoda; Insecta; Hemiptera; Aphididae
Source: the annotation of a GenBank genome assembly
AUGAUUCUGAGGAUAGAUUUGGACGACGAAAAAGAUGUCACAUGGGGAGACAAACGAAGCAGAUAUAUUUACAACUUUACUUGUGAGUCUGAUUCAAAGACUGAUGAUUCAGAUCCCACAGAGAGUAUACAUAGUGAUCAAUCAAAAACUACAGUGCAAGCAAUUAGUGAAGCAGAUCUCACAUCAGACAGAAGUUUUGGAAGCAACCGUGACAGCAAUGGUCAAAUAUAUCAUACGGAAUUCGACGUGGUUAGCACAUCAUCAUCUUGCCAUGAUAUUCAGUCUAGUUCUUCAGAUUCCUCAACAUUAAUAGACUUUAAGGUUACCAAUAAUAUUAUAAAUUGUGAUGAUACGUAUUUACAAGAUAACGGACACAUUCCUGAUGAGACUGACAAGAACCCAAAUCCAUACUUUCAAUACUGUUAUGUUUGUUUUCGAUAUAGGAAGGAAUAUUUUGGGACUGUGACUAAUUCCAAGAGAAAAUGUGUCAAACAUUUAAACGUGUCAAAGCCAAAAAAAGAAUUCAACAAACUUGACGAUUCUCAGAAAGCCUCAGAACAGGGUGUUACAAAAUCAAUAACAAUUAUAGAAGACACCAUCACUCGAAUUAAUAAAGAUAUAAAGCAUAUUUAUAACAGUAUCACUGUAAUGAAAGAAUAUAAUAAUAACAUGUGUAACAUAUGUAACGUAAUGCCUAAAAAUGGGGUUUUUAACCACCAAAAAAUAAGUCACAUGUAUAGUUGUUAUGCAUGCGCUAAAAAAAUAUGGAGGGAUUCAAAUAGAUGUCCUGUCUGCAAUGUUAAAAUUAAAUGUGUGACAAAAGUUAUUAUUGCCUAG